AUGGCGAACCGAGGGAAUGAUUUUCCUCAAUGUCCAGUUGGAAAAUUUGAUGGGAAAGGAAACUUCCAACACUGGAGAUCGCAGAUGGAGCUCUUCUUCAAAAUAAUGGAGUACACAGAGGUGGUGAUAAAUGGAUUUGCAGAUCCAGGAGACCAAGCAAAUCUCACACAAAAUCAGAGGGAGGAACUGAUUCGAAACAGAAAGAAAGAUAGCAGAGCCCUGAUGUAUAUUUAUGGAGCAAUUGAUUCUGAAGUCUAUGAGAAGAUUGCACAUGUUACCACAUCGAAUGAGGCCUGGGAUUGUCUAAUCAAUACCUUUAUUGGAAGAGAUAAAGUGAAGAAGGUGAGGUUGCAGACUCUACGACGACAGUUCGAGCUUCUUCAAAUGGAGAAAAAGGAAAGUAUCUCCGAUUACUUUGCAAGAACAUUGGCCAUUGUCAACCAAAUGAAGGCCAAUGGGGAGGUCAUCAAAGAACUCCAGAUUGUGGAGAAAAUCCUCCGAACCUUGACGGAGCGAUUUGAAGGAAAGGUCACAGCCAUUGAGGAGUCUCAAGACCUUAAUGCUAUGACGGUGGAUGACUUAAUGAGUUCCUUGCAGGCCUAUGAACAAAGGCUGAAUGAGAAGUCGGAAAUGGUGAUUGAAGAAGCAUUGCAGACUCAGUUAAGCUUCAAAAAGGAGAAAAAUUGGUCGUCCCGUGGUGAGUCAAGCUCAACUCAGAAGAACUAA
This is a messenger RNA of Rosa rugosa (rugosa rose), 726 nucleotides long. RefSeq lists its product as uncharacterized. The record is from RefSeq and is a predicted model, not a curated record. Bases 1 to 726 code for a protein of 241 amino acids. NCBI's taxonomy places the organism in Eukaryota, Viridiplantae, Streptophyta, Magnoliopsida, Rosales, Rosaceae. The transcript has a single exon.